AUGAACCGUGUGACUCUGAAGGAAGCAGAUUUCCCCGGAGUGUGGUUCGGUGUCCGGUUUUGUGACAUGAAGAAGAAGAGCAAAGGGGGUCAAGGCAAAGACAAUGGGCUGGGUGUUGUUGGUUUUGUCAAGAGAAAUGUCAUUCUGGCUCAGAGUCACAGACAGAAACCUCUGGGAGUCCUGCAGCAUUAUUGCUCACCGCGACUGAGCGAAGCCGAAGAGGCAAACGAGACGCACGAGUGA
Molecule: messenger RNA, 243 nt
Organism: Knipowitschia caucasica
Lineage: Eukaryota; Metazoa; Chordata; Actinopteri; Gobiiformes; Gobiidae
Source: the annotation of a GenBank genome assembly